AUAGGUAUAGAGAAUGAAGCACAACCUGUCAAACCACGCGGAAAACUCUCUUCAUGAUUUAUGUCUAUUGAGAUUCAGUUGUUGUUUACCUACUGUCUAAAUGCUGAGCAAGGCCAGAACUAGGCGAGCUUGACAGCAUGCAAUGUCUGCUUUGUCACUUGGGAAAAUAAGUACGCAUCUAAAGAGGAGGAGUGGACUUGAAUGCAGAGGACAGCGAAAUCUUUGUAUAAACGUAUUGGAUUUGAGGAUGACCAGUCGUUCUGGAGGCAUGGAGUGUAGAGGGGAGCAGUUGAUGGAUGAGUGAGCAAGUAAUAUGAGGUCCUGAAACAAGUAUCGUGCUACCUAAUUGCGAAUUGAUAUUGGUUUGUUGUUGUUGUUUGAUAUUGAAAGCCAUAGGUGCAAACCUCGCUACGGCAGCCCAAACAAUCCACCACCGAAAGGCUGAAGAUUUCGGCUCAAGAAAAAUAUUCGACGAGGCUGCCAACCCCUCAACACCAUGUCUCGAUAGCCCCAAUCCUCACCGCAACCACGCACUCUCUACCUACUCUGGAUUCUCCGAUUCCAGACCAUAUCAUGCAUUCCCUCGUCGAACCUAACGCUUGGGUAGUUCUCCGCCUCCCAUCAGAUACUCUCAAAAUCCUUCAAAUAGCACCCAAUACUAUCGUAUCACUAGGGAAAUACGGCACAUUCUCCUCGAAUCUCCUCCUCGGCAGACCUUACAACAAAACUUACGAGCUUCUCGACCGCGCCGCCGGACAAAAAGAUUCAGAUCUUCGCAUCGUCCCCGCAGCAGAACUACACGCCGACACGGUAGCAGAGGAGCAAGCUGCUGCCAAUUCGAGCAAUGGCGCAGGUCAAGAUGAGAAUGUCACAAUUGGAGGCGAUGGAGUGGAGUUCCAGCUCGUGGGUGAGAAUGGCGAGGUGAUCAUGCGGUCAAAUCGAGAGACUAUCGAUGAUGCUGCACAGCAGACUUUGACUAUGGAGGAAAUUGAGGAAUUGAAGCGCGAAGGUACGGGUGCAGGGAAGGACUUGAUUGCAAAACUCAUGGCGAGUCACCUGGGUAUUGAGCAGAAGACAGCGUUCAGUUUAGCGAAGUACAAGUUAUUGAAGACGAAGAAGUAUCUGAGGAGGUUUACGGUCCUGCCGGUGGAUGUCCCGAUGCUGAUCAAGUGGGUGAUGGAAGAGAAAGAUGCAGGCAAGAUUAUGGAGAUGAGAGAGGAGAUGUGUGCAUUGGUGGGAAGUUGGGCGAAUGUGCAUUUCUCGGAGGGGUUAGAUGGUGUGAUGGGAGGGAGAUGGUUGGUUGUUGAUGAGACGGGAGGAUUACUGGUUGCUGCUCUGGCAGAAAGAAUGGGGACAUUAAAUCCUCCAUCAGAUUCAACUCAGAAGACAGUGCAAGGAGACGACCAAGAAAUCGAAGCAGAAGAAGAAUCAACAAAACCAACUUACCACGACCCACCACUCGCAACCUCCAACACCAUUACCCUCAUUCACAACAACGCACAACCUAACCUCAGCCUCCUAAAAUACUUCCACUACGAUCCAACGACCUCAACACCAACACACCCCAACCACCCUCUAGCCACCCACCUCCACCCCAUCUCCUGGCUUCAACUCAUCGACCCCUCCCAAGACACCACCUACUCCACGCCCAUCACACCCCUCUCACCCACCAGCCUUUCAAGUCUCAAAUCCGGCAAACGAGGAACAUACUACCGCAAACUCCGCCGCCACAACCGCGUGACCUCAAUCGUAGACUCCACCCUCGCCGGCGGCUUCGACGGUCUAGUAGUCGCCAGCCACAUGGACCCGAUCUCUAUCCUCCAACACACAAUCCCUCUAUUACGAGGCGGCGCACAAGUAGCUAUCUACAGCCCCACGAUCGAAUCCCUCGUCAAACUCUCAGACGCAUACAGCACGAGCAGACGUACGGCAUUCAUCCAAUCACCACCUGAAUCUUUCCUCUCUCUCUCAUACAUCGCCGCGGACGACUCACCGUCCACUCCUCAACCCACCUCAAACACUCCCCUCAAGCCUCAAAUAUCACAGACCCAAACCUCCUGGCCCGGCAACGCAGACUUCCCUCUAAACCCCACCCUCCUCCUAAACACAGCUGUACAAUCCGCCCGCAUCAGAGAAUGGCAGGUCUUACCCGGACGCACGCAUCCCGUUAUGACAGGACGUGGUGGUGCAGAAGGGUAUCUAUUCACAGGCGUGAGGGUUAUUCCUGCGCAGGGUCGGGUCGAGGCGAGAGGGAAGUUUGCAAAGAAGAAGGUCGAUAAGGUGGUUGGGAAGGGGGAGAAGGGGGUGGUGGAGAAUGGGACUGGAAAUGGAAAUUCGAAGGACGAGGUUAGGGAGGAGGUGCCGAUGGAUGUUGACAUUGGGAAGAGAGCCAACGAGGGUGAGGAGGAAGAGAUGAGCCCUCCGAAACGUGUGAAGCUGGAUGCUCAGCUGGCGAGAGAGAUAUGAUCACUCCAUUGCGCACUUCGACAGUGUCACAUCUCGCUUAAUCGAGUUUCUGACAUCCAUCGACAGAAACAAUGGCCGAGCUCAGAUCAGAUCAGAUCAGAUCAGGGUCACGCCGUCAGCCUGCUAGAGGCGUAGACGACGAUGACAGGUUAGCUAGCUAUGCUUUCAAACUCAGCACGCAGACACGAACCCAUUCCCCAAGACUAGUCGACCUCCGCCUACUACGUUGUACCUACCAUCUGUAAACCCAGCUUAGCUUACCUAGAUCUAUAAGGAGCUCAGACUAGGCGGGCAGAGAAGGAAAGCGAAGUCCUAGUCAGAAUCUUCGAAGCAGAUUAAGCACGAGAAAGAAAGAAGGAAAAGAAAAAUGAGAAAAAAAUAUCCAAUAAACCCAAAACAAAUCGAGCUAGUAAUGCCUACUUACCUAGCUUAUCUAUCUAGAUAGGUAGUGCCAGAAACCAAAAGUGUGAGCUACGCUACUACGCAGCACUAUGAAACGAACAAAUGUGAACAAGCAGAGUCCCCUAGGAAAUGAUACAGAUUGAACUAAAUA
Messenger RNA from Cadophora gregata, 3019 nucleotides. Its product is annotated as tRNA (adenine(58)-N(1))-methyltransferase non-catalytic subunit trm6. Bases 574 to 2466 code for a protein of 630 amino acids. The transcript has 3 exons. Lineage: Eukaryota; Fungi; Ascomycota; Leotiomycetes; Helotiales; Ploettnerulaceae. Gene Ontology annotation, cellular component: tRNA (m1A) methyltransferase complex; nucleus. The record is from RefSeq and is a predicted model, not a curated record. Gene Ontology annotation, biological process: tRNA methylation.